Molecule: messenger RNA, 6626 nt
Organism: Triticum aestivum (bread wheat)
Lineage: Eukaryota; Viridiplantae; Streptophyta; Magnoliopsida; Poales; Poaceae
Exons: 21
Coding region: 1407-6449 (1680 amino acids)
Biological process (GO): protein phosphorylation; endoplasmic reticulum membrane organization
Cellular component (GO): endoplasmic reticulum membrane; plasma membrane
Molecular function (GO): protein kinase activity; ATP binding
Source: RefSeq, a predicted model, not a curated record
UGCCAGCUCGGCCUGGAAGAACUCGUUGUCUACCUCAGUCACUGGAACACACGCGCGCCGGAGCGAGGGAGCGCGUCUGCCGCCGGCGGGCUGCGCCGUGCGGCCGGCCCGAAUCCCAUCAGUAGCUGGAUAGGGCUUCCCACCAACCCGUGGCAAGUCCUGAACGGAGCAGGCCGCACCCGAUUCCGCCGUCGGAGGGGCUCGAUCUCGCCGGUGGACCGCCUCUUCCACAACAAGGUGCGCAGCCGCCAGUCCAAGCGCGCCUCCAGAUCCAGUUCAUGGCGCACGAACUACGAGGCCGGCCGACGAAGCGACUCCGGCCGAGAGCUGUACUGGGUUCGUAAAGAAAGAACUGUCAACAUUAUAUUUCUGACUGCUGUUGAAUUGAAGUAAGUUGUGUAUAUGGUAUUAUGGUAUGACAAUUGCUAUUGUGCUAUUGUGGAAUAUUGGGGUUUUAUUGAUACCGGUGCAAAGAAACACAGCUCUGGCAAGAAAUUUGUGUGAGAAGUAGAAGAAAAAAAACAGAGCAAUUUCAAUCACCUGUGCAAAAUAGCCAUUAGAACCUCAAAAUCUACUUGAUCUAUAUGAUUUCUAGAUACUCUUAUUUGUAUUUUCUGGAAAGAUUAUUGUUAUGCAAAGUCCCCAGUCCGUUUGCUCGUGUCUUCAGCAAGAAGAUUGUUGGUUGUCUUAGAUCUCGGUGGAUUGCAGUGGUUGCCAGUGGUGAAGAUAUUCUAUCUGCAGCAACCCACAUGCUCAAGGCAAGGCUCACUAUGUUGUUUCCAGACUAGCUUGGGUGAUAGGACUUAUUCUUGUGGUCCAUAACCGAUAGGUACCGCUAAAUUUCUCCACCAGUUGAGUAACCAAACAGAUGGCGAUAUGUCAUUUUCUUCGUCGGUUUAGCCAUCCAAUCGAUGGCGACACUCUAACCACUAUACACAAAAUUAAUUACGGUAGGUUUCAUUGCCCAUAUCAAGAUCCAGUCAUGCCUUCCCCAAACAGCGCAGCAAGCUCCAUUGCUAACAGAGUUUAUUUAAUGACAUGAUUCGACAUCUGCAUAGGCAAUUCCCGUUUGUGCUCCGUUGACCACCAACAGGGCUCAGCCCAAGUCUCCGCAAGUAUGCAGUUCCGUGUUUCGAGCAUGCCGGGAGGCUAAGACAUAGCCAUGUGACUCUGCCAUAUCUUCCAAAGCUAUUUAUAAAGAAAGGGAACACUUUAGGGUAGGUUCCACUGCAUAUAUAUCACGCUAGCUUUAUUUGGUCAUUUCUUCCCCAACCAGCGCACUCCAUUGCUAAGAGGGUUUGUUUCAUCACAUCAUUGGAGCUCUGCAUACACAGUUCCCAGUUUGUGCCCCGUUGACCACCUACAGGGCUCAGCCCAAUUCUCCUCUAGCGCACUGUGUACUUAGGAUGGACGACUCGGACAUGGAACAUGACCUACUGGAGCAUAUACUUGACGGAAGCAUGAAACCAAGGGAUCUACCGUUGUCACUUCUGAAGAACAUUACAGGCAAUUUCUCCGAAAAGAGGAAAAUUGGUGAGGGUGGAUUCGGAAUAGUCUACAGGGGUGCCCUCCCAAAUGCGGAAGUUGCUGUGAAGAGGAUUAUUAAGAACGUCCAGACAAAUGAUGAGAACCUAUUUCGUCGGGAAGUUGACAGCAUGAUGGAGGUCAACCAUCAAAAUAUAGUUCGGUUUAUUGGCUUUUGUUCUAAUACAGAGCAUAAAAGGAUCCAACAUGGAGUACCAGGAGGAUACAUUUACGCUGAGGCUAGAGAGCGAAUACUGUGUUUCGAGUACAUCAGCAAUGGCAGCUUAGAUAAAUAUAUAACAGAUGAAUUAAGAGGACUUGAGUGGGAUACACGCUAUAAUAUAAUCAAAGGAAUAUGUGACGGUUUGGAAUAUCUUCACAUGAAAAAGCAUAUCAUUCAUAUGGACUUGAAACCGGCUAAUGUUCUAUUGGAUAAUCAUAUGGUGGCCAAAAUUACUGACUUUGGUCUAGCAAGAAUGGACGGGAAUUCACACACUACAAACCAGGUUUUCACACUGGGAUAUUGUGCUCCAGAAUACCUACUUGGUGGGAGGAUGUCAGUCAAAUCUGAUGUGUAUAGUUUAGGGGUCAUAAUCAUCGAACUCGUGAUGGGACGUAGGGGCACUCCAGACAUCAAUAAUGUACUUAGAAGAUGGAGGCACAGAUGGGGUAAAUCAGCGAAUGGAACACCAUUCAGAUACCAACAAAUAGCUAAAUUGGUUGAGAUAGGAUUAUGCUGCCAGGAAGAUGACCUCUAUAAGAGGCCUUUUAUAUCAGAGAUAAUCCGUGAUAUUAAAGAACUGGAAAGCACGGAUAGGGAAAUCAGUAACACGAACGAAUCAGGGAAGAUAAGCCCAUACUGGGAGGAUGACAUGCUUGGGGUGAAGCCACUCGAGCUACGUUUUCCAUUUGUGCUUAACAAGGAGAUAUCAUGCACACUUGAGGUAACCAACGGGACAAAUUCUUAUAUUGCCUUCAACAUAGAAACGAUGAGCCCCCUGCCAUACUGCAUAAAGGCAAACAAAGUCAUUGUGCCACCACAAUCCAAGUGUAGUGUCAACAUAACAUUGCAACCACUAGACAAGGUACCAGAAGGUAAGCAGUACUCUGACAAUUUCAUCAUCCGAAGCACCAAAGUCAGCGAGUGUCUUACAUCUGAGGAUAUAACUGAAGAUAUGUUCAAUUUGGAGGAGGGUAAAGUGGUUGAUGAGGUGACUCUCACGGUUGUACAUGAUGAGCCUUUCGAGCCCCAUGUGGAUCUUCCGCUCGAGUCGCUAACAAUUUCAGGUACAAAAAAUCUGAACAGUACAGAGAAAUCCAAUGUGCCAUCAGCAGAGACUGAAUCGACGAUAAGUUCAUCUUUCUCAAACGGCCUGAUCCGGUUUGAUCCCCCAGAACUCUGCUUCCCCUUGUUGUCAAACAAGACAGUGCUCUCCUCAGUUAAGAUAGUUAACAUUACAGAUUGCUAUGUCGGUUUCAAUACAUAUUUCCUGGAAAGAAACGUGGCGUUGUACACCACAUCUUAUGGAAUCGUGCCACCACGGUCCACUCAAGUACUUACCGUAAGAGGGAACUUAAGGGAGGAUGCACUAAUAGACAUGCAGUUCAAUGACAAGUAUUUUGUGUGGAAUGGUAUUAUGGCCGAAGAUGUGAGACAUGAUAUCGACCUUAGUGAUUACAUGGAUAGUGAAGAGAGCGAGGAGUUGCCAAUCGUUCUUACGGAGAUGACCCCAUGUACCUCAAAUGAUCUGAUCCAGUUUGAUCCACCUGAGCUCAGAAUCCCCUGCUGGCCAAACAAGGCUUCAAUGGCAUGGCUUAACAUAGAAAAUAUUACAGAUUACUAUGUUGGUUUCAUUGCAUCUUUGUUGACUCUAGAAACUACAUCUUCGUUGACAAGAAAUGUGGUCCCAAGAUCGGGUCGAGGAAUUCUACCACCACGGUCCACUCAAAGAAUCCUUAUAAAAAGGGUAGCAAAGAAAAAAGAAACAGAAAUAGAAGAUAUGAAGUGGGAGAACAAGUUCUUUGUGUGGAACAUGAUUGUGGCUGAAGGUGUCGCAGCUGACAACCUCAUUCCUUUCAUCACUGAAGAAGUGCCUAAGGAGUUGCCCAUAAAUCUUCAGAAGAUAAGCCCAUGUGCUUCAGACGAGCUGAUCCGAUUUGAUCCUCCUGAACUCUGCUUCCCAUUCUUGCCCAACAAGACAUCGCUGUCCUCGGUUAAUAUGGUCAACAUGACAGAUUACUCCAUCUAUUUUAAGAACUAUGUCUGGAAAAAAAAUAAGGCGUGGUACGACACAGAACCAAGAAAUGGAAUUGUGCCACCACGGUCUACUCAAAGACUUGUGGUGAAAAGAGAAACAAUGGAGAAUGAACUAGAAGAUAGCGAGAGCAAAGACAAGUGCUUCCUGCACAAUUUCAUUCUUACUCAAGAUGUCAAAGCCAGUGAUCUCCUUUUGUUGAAUGAAGAAGGUACGGAGUUGCCCAUUGACAACCUCUGUGAUUGCGUUGUGGAGAAUAAAGAUGGUACAGAGUUUCCCGUCUACCACAGCCGUACUUGUCAUGUUGCCAACGAAGAGAUUACAGAGUUGCCCAUUGUUCUUGCCAAGAUAAAUCCAUCUACCUCAAAUGAGCUGAUACAGAUUGUACCCCCCGAGUUAUGCUUCCCCUUCUCGCCAAAAAAGAAUCUGUUGUCUUUAAUAAAGAUUGUCAACAUUACAGAUUACUACAUCGGUUUCAAUACAUUUGGAAAGGAAAAUAAUGCGGCAUUGUACAACACCGAGCCACCGUGUGGAAUCCUGUCCCCACAGUCCACACAAGAACUUGUGGUAACAAGGAUACAAAAGGGAGAUGCACUCGAAGAAACGCAGUGCAAAGACAAGUACAUUGUGUGGAGCAGCUUUGUGAAUGAAGGUGUUAACACUGUCGACCUGAAAGGAUGCACAUCUGAGAAGGAGAGUAAAGAGUUACCAAUAGUUUUCAUGGAGACAAACUCAAAUGAGUUGAUUCAGUUUGAUCCUCCUGAGCUCUUUCUCCCCUUGGUUCCAAACAAGAGUGUGUUGUCCUCAGUGAACAUAGUCAACCGUACAGAUCACUUCAUCGGUUUCAGUAUAUGCACCAAGAAAAGCAAUUCAGCAAAGUAUUUCACAAAUCCGUCAGAAGGAAUUCUGCCACCACGGUCCACACAAUUACUUAUGGUAACAAGCAUAACAGAGGAAAAGGAACUGACAGACAUGCAUUGCAAAGACAAAUAUAUGGUCUGGAACGGCAUUGUGAGUGAAGAUGUCAAUGAUGUCAUUGAUAGCAUGUCUGAGAUAAAGAUUACCGAGUUGCCCAUUGUUCUUACAGAGACAAGUUCACCGGCCUCAUACGAGCUGAUCCAUUUUGAUCCACCCGAACUUUUCUUCCCCAUCUUACCAAACAAGAAGGUGCUGUCCUCAAUUAAGAUAGUCAACAUUACAGAUUACAAUGUUGGUUUCAAUACAUAUAGCAGGCCAACAAAUGCGGCAUGGUGUCACACAGAGCCAGCAAGAGGAAUCCUGCCACCACAGUCCACACAAAAACUUAUGGUAACAAGGGAACGAAAGGAAGAGGCAUCAGAACAUAUGCAGGUCAAUGACAAGUACUUUGUGUGGAACAGCAUUGUGACCGAAGGUGUCAAAGACAGCGACCUUGGUGAUUAUAUGGUUGAAAAAGAGAGCAAGGAGUUGCCUAUUGUCCUUAGCAAGAUAAGCUCAUUAACCUCAAAUGAGUUGAUCCAAUUUGAUCCCGCUGAGCUCCACUUCCCCUUUUCGCCGCAGGAGAUAUUUCCGUUCACAUUUGAUAUAAUCAACAUUACAGAUUUCAAUGUUGCUUUCACUGUAUAUAGCGUGGUAAAGAAUGCAGCAAGACGUAAAGAAUCAUUUAUGGAAGGAAUUCUGCCACCAAGAUCCACUAGAGAAAGCACGAUGGUAUGGCAAUUGAAGGAAAUGGGACCAGGAGGCAAGGAGUACGAGUUAGAAGACAAGAUAUUUUUUUGGAGCCGUCUUGUGACUGAAGGUGUCGAAGCUAGAGACAUCAUUGGUUAUAUGAGUGAGGAAGAGAGUAAAGAAUUGCCCAUUUUUUUUCACAAGGAAAGUAGUCCAUGUGCCUCAAAUGAGCUGAUCCAAUUUGACCCGCCUGAGCUCAACUUCCACGUCCUGCCAAACAAGGUGUGCGUGUUCUCAGUUAAUGUAGUCAACAGUACAGAUUACUACGUGGCUUUUAGUACAGGUUUGCCAAACAGCAAAGUGGCCUGGUAUGUAAAACCGUCUGAAAGGAUUAUGCCACCAAAGACCACUCAAAGACUUGUUCUAAAAAGGACAGCAAAGGAAAAGGAACUAGGAGACAUGCAGUGCCAAGACAAGUUGUUUUUGUGUAACAGGAUUGUGAGCGAAGAUGCUGAACCAAGUGACAUCAUUGGUGACAUGGAUGGGGAUUUGACCACUUUUAGUAAGGAAUUGCGCAUUGUUCUUCACAUGCAUUAUUUUCCCUUUUUCUCGCAGACAAACUUAUGCACCUCAGACGAGUUAAUCCAGUUUGAUCCUCCCCAACUACGCUACCCCUUCUUUCCAAACAAGAAGGCACCCAUGGUGUGCUUACUUAAAAUAGUCAAUGUUACAGAUUAUUGUGUGGGUUUCCAUAUAUUGGCCCACCAUGGCAAUUCGGCGAGCUACACUGCAAAUACACCGGUAGGAAUCCUACCACCACGGUCCACACAGGAAAUAAGAGUAAAAAGGAUAUCAAAGGAAAGAGAGUCGGGAGACAUGCUGUGCAAAGACAUGGUUAGUGCGUGGAAUGGAAUUGUGACUGAAAGUAUCAAAGUUAGCGACAUCAAUCAUUUCAACGAUCUUGCAGAGAGCAAGGAGUUGCCCAUUGUUUUUACAAAGCCUGGAGAAAGCAGUUCGAUGUAGGCUCGACUUGGUCGAAUUUUAAGAUGUAAAGGCUUGAGAAGGGUAGCUUGUUUCUUAAUGCUACUUCUCUACUUGUCUAACAACACUAUUUCUCUGCGAUACUAGAUUUUAUAAGCACACUAAAGUGUAAUGCCCAGGCGGAUCUCGAUCUAGAAUUGGGGUGAGGAAGGAGAAAGC